Acanthochromis polyacanthus (spiny chromis) is the source of this 4243-nucleotide messenger RNA. It is a transcript of the gene taf1a, whose product is annotated as TATA box binding protein (TBP)-associated factor, RNA polymerase I, A. Gene Ontology annotation, biological process: transcription by RNA polymerase I. The coding region runs from base 410 to 1690 and encodes 426 amino acids. The record is from RefSeq and is a predicted model, not a curated record. Gene Ontology annotation, cellular component: RNA polymerase I transcription regulator complex. NCBI's taxonomy places the organism in Eukaryota, Metazoa, Chordata, Actinopteri, Pomacentridae. The transcript is spliced from 12 exons.
AACGUAUGUUCAUCACAGGAAUAACAGUCAGUCUGUCGUUGCAUAGUUAGCUGCUAACAUUAGCUUCCACUAUCAACCCAUUAAAGCAGGCCGGAGCUGACAUUCAACCGGGAAACGCAGGCUGCGUCUCAACGAACAGCCCAACCAAGACUCCACACCGGUUGGGGGCGGUAAUGCACCAAUUGAGUGAUAAUGAAGAGCAGCAGCAGAAGAAGAAGAAGGAGUAGAAAAAUACGAAGCAGAAGAAGAGGAAGAAGUGCCAAGAAGGGCUAGCUGCUGCUAAUUUAGCAUCGGCACAUUGUUGGUUUUCCUUAGCAACAUGUGCGUAAGCUUUACUGCUGGAAGGGCAUGCUUUGUACAGAGAUAAAUAGCAGUUGAUGAGCUCAGUGGAUUUUGUGUGCCCUUGACUAUGGAUGACUUGGAUAGAGAGCUUGGUCCUCAUGGACCUGUCGAAGAUUACAAUGAUUUUUCAGAUGACAACGUUUCAAAAGGAGGGACGAAUUUAAAGCGCCCCAAUGUUAAUCCUGCCAUGUGUAAAGAGACGCCACGUGAAACUGGGUUUCACCGGAGUACCAGAAUCUGUCUGGAGCAGAUCAGAGAAGCCGUACUGCAUCAUAAAUGGCAGGAGGCAGCAGAAUAUAUGGCAUGCUACCCCCAAUUAUUAGAGGACACAUGUCUUCCUCCAGCACAGCAGAAUAAAGAGCUUCUUUGGAGAAUCUCCACUAAUAUCCUUCAUCAUCAUCCGAACUCAACAAUGGAAGAUUACAACAACAUCUAUGAACGAAUGAAACAUUCUGGAGUCAGACAUCAUUUAAUGAUUUGUCUGGAACAUUCUUUCCACCUGCUGCUACACGGUCAGAAUGAAGAUGCGAAGUGGCAGCUGUCUUCAGCUGAGAGCUGGAGACAUGGGAAGGAGUCAGCAGCUCAGCAUCAGAGGGCAGAACUGAUAAGCGCAUACAGGAGCUUGCUGGAUUAUGUCAUCUGGUGUGACAAAAGGUUUUCAAACUCCGACAAUUAUUUUGACUCCGACAACCAAGGCAUGCAUGACCACUUCAGACAGGCUUCGCUGAAUCUAAAGGAGAUUUUGAAAAAACCUGGUGUCUGGGAUCCCUUCAUACUGAGUUACGUUGAUAUGCUGGAGCUCUACGAUGACCAUGAGGAGGCUCUUAAAGUCCUAAAUGACUAUGCCUAUAACAACAAUUUCCCACCCAAUCCCAAUGCACACGUCUAUCUGUACCAAUACUUAAAGCGGCAUGAUGCUUCAGAGAAGAACUUGAUGAGAGUGUUAAAGAUUCUCCAUGUGUUGGUCCCAAGCCAUGAGUUAAUGUUGGACUACAGCACUCUCCUGCUUAACUCGGAGAACAAAACAGACAUCCAGAAAGCUUUAGGCAUCAUUCUGGACAUGCUGGACUUCACCUGCUGGAGGACCAAUAUGGACGUUUGGAAGUGUUUAAAGACUGUUAUUCAGAGACUGGAAAUACAAGAGGACUGGGAGAAUGUUGUCUGUGAAAAGAUGGCUCUGAGAGAAGACUGGUGGCCUGCGCUGCACUUCACAAGCUUCCAUGCCAGCAAAGAUCUUGAAGAGAACCCUGAGCUUUGGAAAGUGAAGGCAUCACUUGCAAAAGUUCUUUGUCCAAAACAAGCACUUAAGUACACUGCUGAUCGUGUAACUAAUGGAAAGAGGACUUGAGAGGAAAAACCCCAAAUUGUCUUUUCAAAUGAUGAAAAAAGAAGCUGGCAUGCCAUCGGGAAGCAAAUGAAAACCCAGACAAGGAUGUUGAUGAGGAGUCUUCAUAAAUACACUUUUUACAUCAAGUGUAUGCCAGCAAGAGUUUUCUUUUUUUUUUUAAUAUUCUGAACCCAAUGUUGAUUUGCACAUCAUGUGUUCUCAAACUCCUAAAUCUAGUCCCUUCAGCGUGUGCUAUCCACAAUGUGGAGCUCUUGCUUUGUGUUUCUGUAGUGGAUGUCUGGAGGAUAUUACCACUGAUGAAAUGGAAACCAAGUCCAAAUCAUGGGCCAGAGUCUCAGACUUGACCAUGUUCAAAAGUCUGAAAAGCUUCUCUGAAUACCUUCAAAAAUCACGAGGAGAAGUCAGCAUUCAGAGGCAGCAGGAUUUGUUGUUUACUGAAAAUCCAGGAGUAGUUCUUAGAAGUGAUAACACCACAAGAAUUACUGAAGAUGCUGAGCUGUGCAGCAUUUUUUACGCUGAGAGUUGGUCAUUUUUCCAUACCGAUAUGUUGUGUUGUUGAGUGGCACGUUUUACCCCCGUUAUUUCAUGCAUAUUAAACCUUUAUGUAUUGUUACGUUUCUGAUGCACCUCUGUUAAGUUUUCACCAUUUUAGUUUGAGUAGUCCAUAUGUCAUUUUCUAAAUAGCACAUGAUUUGUCUUUACACCAAAAAUUACAUUUCACUUUUUUUUUGUGGUCAGUUUGUAUAUGUGGUAACAUUCAAUGUGUCUUCCAGUCGAGGCCAUUGAUUCAUUGUCUAUAAAAGAGAUGUUGUUGUCCUUAAGAAUGUUUCUGAUAGCAUGACGUGAUCCUGAACUUCAAACGCUGGGCCUUUUCUCGAGUCCUUUGCACCAACCAUUAAAUACAAUCUUACACCCAGCAGCAUGCCAGUUUAAUAAGUGAAAGCAUUUGUAAUGAUUCUGUUUCAGCUUGCCACAGUGUUGGCCAUGCAGCAACUCGGUCAGCUGUACUGUAUAUGUGUGUGUGUUGCUUUGCAUCGUUACAUAAACCAAAGCCCAAAGCACUUGCCCGACCACAGUAGCAGCUGCAGAAGGGAUCUUGGAAUAUGUAAUGCAUGUCGUUCGAGAAUUCAAAACUCGGGGAGCGAUGAGGAAGACUGGGAUCAGGGACUGGUCACUGCUUUGGGUUUUGGGUUUUGUCCUUGUGUUGAGCGUGUUCGUUUUUUGAGACAGAAGACAAACCACUUCUCUACAAUUAAGCUGUUUAUUUUCUAAAUAUCAGUGUCCCAAAAGAAUCUUGUACAAACUUCUGUUUGGAACAGCCUCCCAGCAAAGGAUAAAAUCAAAUAUGAACACAACAUUUUAUUCAGUCUAGUAUUGUGUGAUGGGUCAUAGAUAUAAACAUCUAAUUCAAAUAUUGAAAUGUGAUUGGCUAGAGGUGGAGAUAAACUGUAGUUUAGACUUAGUUCUCCCAUUAGUUCUUGCACAGGUAUGUCCAUAUGUCUUGGCACAUUAUUCAUCCAAUCCCCAGGAUCUGCACCCUAUUAAAAAAAACCCUCCUGCAAACUUCUUCCAGCUUUCUACCAGUUGGUAUUAUUCCAUUGUUAGCUGAGAUGUGAUGCAGCCAUUACUGUUCUCUCAUAAGGAGGAUGCAGGUGUUCCUUUGGGAGGAUUAUUAUGGUUUUCUCCCUCAAACAACCUUGAGUUACCAGUUUCAGUAAAAAUUAGUUGUUACGUCAUAAGAAAAUAGGAAUGUGCUGUGUAUCAAGGCCAAAGCUCCAUCUUUGUUGGUGUGCGCAUGUUAAGAAGAAAAAGCAUUUUUUUGUUAGCGGCUGUAACUUUCCAGCCUGACCCGUCUGUGUCCAUCAGAGCUUGGAGUUUGUGCUUAGCUCCAUCUCUUCCCUUUUAAAGGUCAAGCACAACUCAUGGAUUCAUUGCACAUUAAAUGGUUGUUCUUGUCAAUAUUAUAACACUCAAAUGCAAUAUCAAUUUCAGUGUUCAGUUUUUAGUACCUUCGUGAGAUAAAAAUCCUUACAAAUUGCUUAGUUCAGUUACUAGUGCCUUUGUGCGAUGAAAAAUCCUAACACUUGUAUUUGUACCUGCUACCUGUGACCUUUUUUGAAGGUCACCAGUACGUCACAUCGCCAUCACAGAGACACAAACAACCAUGCAACUCUAGGAGGCCUUUAAAACCCCGUCAAGCCCAGGGAAAAACUGGAUGACGUCCUUAGCCUAACCCCACUGUGAACUGAUCAGCUUUAUUGUUUAAUUAAUCAUGUCCCCAGGUUGCAGGCUAAAUCUAUUUGCUACAAAGACAAAAGCACAGAAAUUCCGUAGGGAGAGGUGUUUUAUGAUUGAGGUAGGAAGGUCUUGGAGGUUGCUUUGUUGCUCCAUAGCAAAUUGAAGCCUUUUUUUUUUCUGACGAGCCUCACUGAUCAGUGGUUUUCUUAGAGCUGCACAGCUGUUUAGUCCCAAUCUUUUGAGUUCCCUUUGCAUUGUGAGUGUGGAACUGCUCUUACUUUCACUAUUAAACAUAGCUGUGAGUUCUACUGUUGA